AGAAGGGGCAGCCUGGAAAGGCCGGCUCUGGGCCACAGGACAAUGUGCAACCGACCGAGUUAUACACCAGAUCCCGGAUUAGAGAAUAGACUGGAUUAACCCGGACCGGCCUGGGGUCAGUUAACAGAUUGUAUAAAAUGCCUACUGCAGGAGUUCCUGCAGUUGAUGAUUCAGCAGGUUGUCACAGACCAGGUGUGGCAGAUUCUGAAGCUCAUUUCAUCUCACCGGCUCCCCAGAUCUUUCAAGAUAAUGGAUUCUCGGCUAAUUAUCUGGAUGCUUCUGCUGACUGUGACACCUCUGAUAGUGGGCCGUCCACUUCCACUGCCUUCCAGCCUGCUGACACAAGGAGCACUCAGAAAGUUCUCCAGAUUGAUCGGCAGCAGAUCCAAGCCGUGGAUCAGAGUGCCCAGGCUCUGGAGCUGCAAGGUCUCGGAGUCGAUGUCUACGACCAAGAUGUAUUGGAGCAAGGUGUUCUUCAGCAAGUGGACAGAGCGAUUAGUGAAGCCAGUCAAGCUGCCAAAAGAGCAGAAGCAGAUAAAGAGUACUGUUCUGUUUUAGAUGAUCUGAGGUCCACUACUGUCUGUCUGAAGCAAACAGAUAAGAUCAUUGAGCAGUUGACUCCACAUGCUGCUGCGAGCAAGGAAGUAAAGAGGAAGCUGGAGUCUGUGAAAAGACAGAGAGAGAACAAGGAGAGACAGUUGAAAAAGAUAAGGGCCAAACAGAAACAUCUCCAAGCCGUGCUCAGUGGUGCCGACAUUCAGAAGCUUGAAGCCGAGUAUGAAUCUUGCGAUGAAGAACCAGGUCCUUCAUCGUUAGGAAGUAUGUUAAUGCCGGCACAAGAAACAGAAUGGGAACAUCUAAUCCGCACUGGACAGAUGACACCUUUUGGCACUAAAAUACCUCAGAAAGAAACAAAAAAGGAGCCUCGCAAGAUCAUGCUGAAUGAUGCAUCUGAUUUUGAGAAGUAUCUGGCUGAUCAGGCAAAAAUGGCUGCGAUACGGAGGAAGUCUUUCACGAAAAGAGCCAAGCAGAGAAAACCAGUUCCUGACCAGGCCGAAACUAAGAUAUCAGUUGGCAAAACUCAAAAUCCAAAAGGUUUCCCGAAGAAAAAUAGCACUGUGUCAAGAACAGACCGCAAACUGAAAAAACAUUUGCAGAAACUGCAGCGCAAGACUCUUGAGAUUAAAUUUAAGGCCGGUGCUCCAGCCAAGAAAAAUACCCUGCAAGAUCUGCUGAGAGGGCAAGAAGGCAAAGGCUCAGACAGUGAAGAGUCACUUUAUGUUCCUGAUGAGGAGUUACUUUAUCCAGAUGAAAUUGGUAACAGCAAUGAUGAAGUAUCUGAUAAUGGCAGAUUUAAGAAAGCGGCAAAGAAAAGGCAAAAACACGACCACUCGGGUGAAGCUUUUUCACCAAGCUCAGGAGAAGAUGAAUCGAGAGGCAGGAUAAAAGCGCACAAGGAUGAUGGAAAUGAGGAGCUCUACAGGAAAAGAUUGAGGAAAUGGAAAAGGAAGAGGCUGCUGGAAAAGGAAGAGCAGCAAGCAAAUGGCGAAGGUGCUGAGUCCGAUGAAAGUGACGCAGAGUUUGAUGAGGGGUUCAAAGUGCCUGGCUUCUUUUGGAGAAAGCUAUACAAGUAUCAGCAGACAGGUGUUCGGUGGCUUUGGGAAUUACACUGCCAACAGGCAGGAGGAAUUUUGGGAGAUGAAAUGGGACUAGGCAAGACCAUCCAGAUAAUUGCCUUCUUGGCAGGCCUGAGCUACAGCAAGAUAAGGACACGAGGCUCAAAUUACAGAUAUGAGGGCUUGGGACCUGUGGUCAUUGUUUGCCCAGCAACAGUGAUGCACCAGUGGGUGAAAGAAUUCCACACAUGGUGGCCACCAUUCAGAGUGGCAGUCCUGCACGAGACAGGUUCCUUCACCAGCAGGAAGGAGAGGCUCAUUCGAGAAAUCGCAGCAUGUAACGGUAUUCUGAUCACCUCGUAUUCCUACGUCCGAAUUAUGCAGGAGUCCAUUGCAUACUAUGACUGGCAUUAUGUAAUUUUGGAUGAAGGGCACAAAAUACGAAACCCAAAUGCUGCAAUUACCGUUGCAUGUAAACAGUUUCGCACUCCCCAUCGCAUUAUCCUGUCUGGUUCACCGAUGCAGAAUAACUUGAAGGAGCUCUGGUCUUUAUUUGACUUUGUUUUUCCAGGAAAGCUAGGAACAUUGCAAGUCUUCAUGGAACAAUUUUCUGUCCCUAUCACAAUGGGAGGCUAUCAAAAUGCCUCACCUGUUCAGGUGCAAACUGCCUAUAAGUGUGCUUGUGUUUUACGGGACACCAUAAACCCGUACUUGCUGCGACGAAUAAAAGCAGAUGUAAAAAUGAAUCUGGCAUUGCCAGACAAGAAUGAACAGGUUCUGUUUUGUCGUUUAACAGAGGAACAACGUGAAGUCUACCAAAACUUUAUUGAUUCCAAGGAAGUCUAUCAGAUUCUCAACAGAGAAAUGCAGGUAUUCUCUGGCCUGAUAGCUCUCAGAAAGAUCUGUAAUCACCCAGACCUGUUUUCUGGUGGCCCCAAGAUCCUGAAGGGGGUGCCUGAUGAGCAGCUGACAGAGGAAGAGCACUUUGGGUAUUGGAAGCGAUCUGGAAAGAUGAUUGUAGUCAAUGCUUUGCUAAAGCUGUGGUACAAACAAGGACAUCGAGUACUUCUUUUCUCUCAAUCCCGACAGAUGUUGGACAUCUUGGAGGUGUUUAUACGAAAUCUAGACUAUUCAUACCUUAAAAUGGAUGGAACAACUACAGUAGGGUCUAGACAGACACUCAUUUCUAGAUACAAUGAGGAUUCCUCUAUAUUUGUCUUCCUCCUCACAACUAGAGUUGGUGGUUUAGGAGUUAACUUGACAGGAGCAAACCGAGUUAUUAUCUACGACCCUGACUGGAACCCGAGUACUGACACACAGGCCCGAGAGCGUGCCUGGAGGAUAGGCCAAAAGAAACAGGUUACUAUUUACAGGUUACUAACAGCCGGGUCAAUUGAAGAAAAAAUCUACCACAGGCAAAUUUUCAAGCAGUUCCUGACUAAUCGAGUAUUGAAGGACCCAAAGCAGAGACGGUUUUUCAAAUCUAAUGAUCUUGUAGAGCUUUUCACAUUAAGCAGUCCAGAUGGUACUCAGGGAACAGAAACAAGUGCAAUUUUUGCAGGCACAGGUUCAGAUGUUUACGCACCUACCAGAAGAAAAGCUGGGAAAAUCUCCGGUUCAUUCAGGAAGACAAAUGACUCGCCACCAGAUCAAGAUUCCAGCAAGCAAGUCAAGUUACCACCUGAUUUGUCUCUCCAGUGCCGUUUAGACAAAAGUCAGUCAGGAAAACUUUCUAUUAACCCACAAAAUGAAAUAAAAGCAAACACUGUUUUUGGCAUUGGUGAAACUGUCACUGAGGUAAAGCAGGAAAUAAAAAGUGCUGAAUUUCCAACUGUUUCAGAGUCUGAAUAUGAAAGGCUUGAUCAACCAACCAAUUCUGCACGUAAGGAAACUGACAACAAUAAUGCAGAAUCUACACUCAACAAUAAAGCUGGACUACUUGAUCAUGACCACAAACAAGGACCAAUCAUUCUGGACGAGGACAGGAAAGACUGCACUCUGAACGCAGAAAAACUGCAAAAUACAAGUGGUGCUGCCUUAGGAGAAACUAGUAACAGCAAUAAACUUCAUCAUAAACACCAGUCUAAAACAAAACAUCAAAAAACUGAGGGUGAGCAUGAUGAUGCUCUUUCAGUGUAUAAGCAAAAACACAGAAAACACAAACGCCAUAAAGAUGCAUAUUUUGAAGGUGAACGUAUUCCCCACUUGGUUAAAAGGAAGAAACUCAAAAAGAGAGACCAUGAGGAAGAGCAAAAAGAAAAGGAAGUCUGCAGGCAGAGUGAUGAUUAUGUAUUGGAAAAGCUCUUCAAAAAAUCUGGAAUCCACAGUGUGAUGAAGCAUGAUGUUAUUAUGGAGUCAUCCAACCCUGAUUAUGUAUUAGUUGAAGCAGAAGCUAAUCGAGUUGCUCAGGAGGCUUUGAAAGCACUGAAGGCCUCGAGACAGCGUUGCCUGGGUGUCUCUUCUGAUGUGCCAUCCAGGAUAAAUAGCAGUCAGCUGUCAGGGACAACUGCUGCUAUAAAGCAAAGAUUUGGUCAGAAGAAAAACCCACUGCUUCCAACUAGCAGCUCUUCUUCCAAAUGCACUCCAGAAAAAUGCAAGGAUGCUGCUGUCAUUGAAAAGGACGAAGCUGCCAAGUCUCAUUUCAGUGGCGUUCCAACAGAAGAAGAGGCAGGUCGUAUGCUCCCAUCCUCUUCCUCAUUACUGGCCAAAAUGCGAGCAAGGAAUCACUUGACUUUGUCUCAAAGCCUUGAAAGUGAUGAGAGCUCCGAGCCUGCGACAGUGCCCCCACCUGUUCCAACUGAGCAUGAUGAGCUGUUGGUGGACAUGAGGAACUUCAUUGCAUUCCAGGCUAGUGCUGAUGGGCAAGCCACAACUGCUGAGUUGUUACAGGAGUUUCAGUCCAAGUUAUCACCUGCUCAGACAGUUGUUUUCCGAGAACUUCUAAGAAACUUGUGCACUUUCCACAGAAAUGCGUCUGGGAAUGGAAUUUGGACACUGAAACGAGAAUUUCAAUGAACAUUCCUGGUGCUGCUAAUAAUCAUGUCAGCAGUGUCACUGAGAACUAACUUUAAUUGCUGCUAAGUAAUGCAAUAAUUUCAAUAAGAAGGCUUGAAUUAUCCGUGACAAAUUUGUGUUGUCAAAAAGAAAACUUGAAAGUAUAGAACUGAUUUCAAUUUACUCCUCUGCAGGGAUAAAAUUUAACACUGAAAGAAAAAACUGCAACAAAGCUGUAUUUUUUUGUCAGUGGCAUAAACUUAAAAGAAAGAGUUUUAACUUGGGUUAUAUUUCUUGGAAAUUUAAUGUUGACAAGUUGCUAUGGACCUGAUAUGAAAAAGAACAUUUAAAAUUGUGUUGUGUCAAGUUUGAAUUCAUGAUUUCAAAGCACUUACUUUUUAGUCUUGAAUAUCACCAUAUUUAGUUUUGAUCCUAAAAUGUCUGAAAUUUUUCACUUAUUGAUGACCUGAUUUCAUUGGAAGACAAGCUUGUUUACUAUGGGGAAUGUUUAAUUAGCAUAGCCCAGUUAUAUUGGUAAAUAGUACACAAUUGUAAAUGUUAAUUAAAAACUAAAUGCAUACAAACAUCUUAAAUAAACCAAAGUUUUUUUUUAUUUUGCUAAAAAUUUCUUUUUGUUACAUUGAACUGGUUUUUGAGAAAUAGAUAAAUAUAAUCUGAAUAAAAUCAGAACAUGGGUUAAAAUUGUAAAUUUUAAUAUGGAACACUGGAUUGGUCAGUGAAAAUAACAUUUGUUUUCUUUGUGUGCUUUAAAAAAAUUCACUAUAAGACAAUAAGAUAUAACAUAAUGCCAAUAUGCAUUUUGCAAUAAUACAUUACCUAUGAUUGCUCCACUGCCUCUACUUCACUUCCAUUUGAACUGCUUGAUUUUAUUUUCACAGUUCAAGCAAGCAUAAUUUGAAAAUUUCUGGCCCCAAUAUUUUGCUGUUCUUCCUUUUUCCUGUCAGCUGCUGAAAUCUGAAGACUUGAAUUUAUGUAGCACCUUAUCACAUCCUCAGGGCAUUUGAAAAUGCUAUUUGGCCAGUGAGCCAUGUUUUGAGGUGUAAUCAUUCUUAUGCAACAGCCAACCUAAGCAGAAAGAAAACAUCUACGAACACCAAAUGAAUCAGUGACCCAGUCAUCUAGUUUUUGACAGUCUUAGUCAAAACAUUAAGAUAUUUGCUUGCACUUCUUUGAGUGGUGCAUUGGGGUCCUUCUGAGCACGUGAAGUUUAGGUUUGAUGCCUCAAUACCUUUGAUUGUACAGCUCUUCCUCAGUUCCAGAGCUAAUUGCCUGUAGAUGAGACUGGGACCACAAUCUGCUGAUUCAGGUACAAGUGUUAGCAACCAAGCGUGCCAGUUUAGAAUUCACUAUAUUUAGUUUGUGUUGGAGAGCUUCCACUUAAAAUUAAAAAAACUAGUUUCCAUUGAAAAGAAACACUGACAUUUUUCAGUUUCUUCAGUAACAUCAAAAGUUAUUUCCUUAGUUUUGAACCCAUUUGGAUGUUUUUUUAAUGUCUUUAUACAUUGCUGUUUCAGUGUUGAAUGUAACUAACUUAUGUGAGGUGGUGAAAUUAGGAUUUGAACAAGAGUUUGACUCCUUACAUUGACAAUAAUGGAUCCUCUUUGUUAAUGUGUAGGUCAGUACUGCAAUAUCUUCCAACUUUAUCUUCAAAAAGAAUUUAGUUCUUUCACCUCACUUUGGUCUUUUAAGGCUGAAUUCUGGAAAGAAUUAAGAGACAACUCACAUAACGUAUUGAGGAUUGUCCAAUGUUUCAUUGUAGAAUUAAAUAAUUUCAAACUUUUUUUGCUGGCAUCUAAGCUUCUGUGGAGAUAUUUUAACAGUUCCGUGUUGAAAGUCCUCAAUACUUUGUCUAACUUUUCAUUUUAAGUCAAUGCAAAUCAUGACCUGCUUCAUUAGCAGCUAUUUAAAUAAAACUGUUCAUUGGACUUAGUUUGUGGGCUAAUCCAAGUGAGGAGGGUAAAAUUUCUUCUGUCAGUAAUUUUGGUGAGAAGCCUCUAGCUCUAUAAUUAGGGAACUUUUUAACAAAAUUUUCAGCAGGAGAGGUUCAUCUGUUGCUUCUAACAAUGCGCAAUUGCAUUCAACAUCCAAAUAAAUUGUCAAACCUUGCUGCAAAUGCAACUAUUUGUUACUGUGUACACUAAUCACUGUCCAAUUUUCAUACAGUUUUCUGAAAUGUUGUGGUUGGUUGGCUCACCGAACUCGUUCGUUGUUCCGCAGAUGUUUCAUUACCCUGCUGGGUAACAUCAUCAGUGCAGCCUCCGAUGAAGCAAUCUUGAGUUUUCCCGCUUGUUAUUUAAACUCUGGUGUUCGUUGAGCUGGAUUACCUCACUUCUGGUUUUCCUCCGCAAUGGAGUGUAUAUGGGGUCUAUCUGUAUGUGUUGGUUGAUGGCUUUCUUAGUGGAGUACCAAGCUUCUAGGAAUUCCGGUGCUUGUCUCUGCUUUGCCUGUCCCAAGAUCCUGGUGUUGUCCCAAUCGAAUUGAUGGUUCUCCUUAUCCACGUGGAUAGAGAUGAGUGAGUAUUGGUCGUGUCUUUUUGUUGCCAAUUGAUGUUCAUGUAACCUUGUGGUUAAUUUCCUUCCUGUUUGUCCAAUGUAGUGUUUGUCACAGUCUCUGCAGGCAAUCUUGAAUAAGAUAUUGGUCCUGUCCAUAGUGGGUAGUGGGUUUUUGGUCCGGGUGAGCAGUUGGCAUAGGGUGGAUGUGGGUUUGUGUGCUACUCUCAUGCCCAGUGGUCAUUGGAGUCUUGUGGUCAGUUCAGAUGUGUUCCUGAUAUAAGGUAGCAUGGUGAGUGUGUCGGGACAUGUAGUAUCUUCCUGGUGUCGUUCGUGUAAUAGGCAUCUUCUGACCCAGUUUUUCGGGUAUCCAUUGUCUUUGAAUACCUGGAAGAGGUACUCUUCUUCUUCUUGGCAUAGUUCUGUGCUGCUGCAGUGUGUUGUUGCCCAUUUAAAUAAUGUUCUCACGCAACUUCGUUUUUGUGUGUUAGGGUGGUUGCUGUUGAAAUUCAGUGCUUGGUCAGUGUGUGUGGCUUUCCUGUGUACCUUUGUUAGGAAUUCCACAUUUGUCGUGCGUUCCACCGUGACAUCCAGGAAUGGGAGCUGUUUGUUCUUCUCCUCUUCUCUGGUGAAUCUGAUCCCAGUGAGGGUUUGAUUAUUAGUUCAUGUGUCUCCUCUAGUUUGGUCCGUUUAAUAAUGACGAAGGUGUCGUCCACGUAGCGUAUCUAUAGUUUUGGUUGGAUUAGCGAAGGGCCAUACUUUCAAGUGUCUGCAUCACCGCUUCAGCUAUUAGUCUGAAGAUAGGUGAUCCCAUGGGUGUCCCAUUGAUCUGUUCGUAUAUUUGGCCAUUAAAGGUGAAGUGGGUGGUGAGGCAUAAGUAGCUUCAGCAUGUUGUCUGUGUUGUUUUAGUAGUGCUGUCAUUGUUUCUCUUGCCAGUGGUAUGUCGAUUGAUGUGAAUAGGGCAAUAGCGUCAAAUGAUACCAUGGUCUCGUCGUCAUCUAUUCUUAGGUCCUUGAUGGAAUUGAGGAACUCUUGGGUUGAGUGGAUUGAGUGGCAUGACUUGCUGACAAGGUGCUUUAGUCUCCUUUGUAGCGCCUUGAGUAAUCUAUGCGAUGGCGUGCCUGGCAGGGAGACUAUGGGUCUGAGGGGUACUUCCAGUUUGUGUACCUUUGGGAGGCUGUAGAAUCUGGGGGGGCGCGGUGUUAGUUCCUUCAGGUUUCAUUCUUAAGAAGUCUGUUUUGUUGAUUUGGCCGGUCUGUUUUGUUGAUUUGGCCGGUCUGUUUUGUUGAUUUGGCCGGUCUGUUUUGUUGAUUUGGCCGAUCUGUUUUGUUGAUCUGUCCGGUCUGUUUGAGUCUCUUUAGUGCGAUAAGAAUCUUUUUGCCCAGUUGUGGUGUUGGGCAUAUCUGCACUUGUGCCGGUAUGUGUUCUUAUCGGCUAGUAGUGCAUGUGCUUUGGAGAGGUAGUCCCUUUUAUUUAGAUUUAGUUUAUUAUUUAUUAUUAUUUAGCUUAAAUAACAGGUGGGAAAACGCAACAGCGCUUUAUCAGAGGCUGCACUGGUGAUGUUACCCAGCAGGCUAAUGAAACAAACCAGCUCGGCGAACCAACCAUCCACAACCCGAGCUACAAAUCUACUCUAAAAUGUUAGAGUUUCCUGAAAUCGCAGAAAGAAAUCCACCAAACAAGCUAAUGCGUAAAUUUGAAUUACUGUUUUGCAUUUUAAACAGGUGAACAAAAAAUUGUACACAAUUACAAAACGUACAAUUGUUCAUAUGUUCUAAUUUGAAAUCUUGCAAUGAGUAAUUGCAACAAUGAUUUUGGUACAUUUGCUUUACAAAUGCAGCAGUGCCCUCUAAUUAGCUGAUCUAAUGCAUAAGGUGCCAUAAAGUUAAUAGUGUACCUUUGUCACGGUAGUUGUUGAUGUGUUGUGAUGUCAAUGAAAAGGUUAUUUGUGUAUUUCAAUUGAAUUUUCAAAGCAUUAAAAUAUUAGAAUAAAAACCUCUUUUUCAAUCAU
This is a messenger RNA of Rhincodon typus (whale shark), 9131 nucleotides long. RefSeq names its product excision repair cross-complementation group 6 (gene ercc6). The record is from RefSeq and is a predicted model, not a curated record. Lineage: Eukaryota; Metazoa; Chordata; Chondrichthyes; Orectolobiformes; Rhincodontidae. Gene Ontology annotation, biological process: transcription-coupled nucleotide-excision repair. The coding region runs from base 138 to 4631 and encodes 1497 amino acids. The transcript has 21 exons. Gene Ontology annotation, cellular component: nucleus. Gene Ontology annotation, molecular function: ATP-dependent chromatin remodeler activity; ATP binding.